AUUUCUUGGUUCUUUGAUUCCGAGAUUUGUUAAUUACUUGAUAGUUAAAUUCCUGGAAUUUUCAAUUUCUUCAAUUAUCAUUUUUAUUCUUAAGGGGUUCUGUACCCCUUUAGAAUGUCCCUGAGAUACCCUAAAGUACCCCAGAGAGAACCCCCAAGUAUUGGAGUAUCCCUGAUUAUUCCUAAGUACCACUCAGUACCGUUGAGAGUACUAAUGAGUAUCCCUGAGUACCCCUAAGUACCCCUGAGAGUACACCUAAGUACCCCUGAGUACCCUCUAAGUACCCAAAGUACCCAUAAGUACCCAUUAAUACCUUAAGUAUCCGGACCUGGUUCAGUAAGUUCCUGACUAGUAUGGAGAAUGAGAUGAACAAUAUCUUGAUGUCUGCUGAGCAAAGGUUUAUCAAUCCUCUCCUAAACUUCAGGAAGGAGCAGAUAGGAUCGGUGAAGCAGUCAAAAAAGGAUUUUGAGAAAUCUAGCGGGAAAUUAUGCUCGGCUCAAGAUAAAUAUAUCAGUACAAGCAGCAAAAAAGAGGAAAAUUUAGCGGAAAUGUCAGAAAUAGUCAGAAUUGAACAGAAAAGCCUGAAUUCAGCAUCACUAGACUACGUGUACAAUAUUCAUAUAGUUCAGGAGAGAAAAAAGUUUGAAUUUGUUGAAGCAUUGCUUGCGUUUACAAGAAGUUGGGUCAAUUACUACAGAGUUGGAAAUACUGUUGCAGCAGAAUAUGGAGCUUAUAUGGAGGACUUGGCAACAAGAGUUGAGAAAACCCGUGAAAAUUUUAGUAGCACAGUGGAAUCCUACAGCAAGCUCAAGGAUCGAAUGUUGAAGAAUGGGGAGGAUCCAGGACUAUUCAACAAGAUGUACACAAGGCAAGGAUAUCUGUAUGUGCAAGCGCGUAAGACGAUGAAAAUGACAGGAUGGAGCAAACAUUUUUGUCAAUAUCAGGGUAAGACCAAAACCUUAACUCUGAUCCCGUACAAUCAAAUUGACGGAAAAAUCGGGACCGGUGAAACUUUAAGAGUGAUAAACUGUGUAUGCAAAGAUGAAGUGAGUGAAAAGUUUAGGUUUUCAGUGACCGGUCAUGUGGUGUCAGGUGGUGGGAAUACUGAUGAGGGGGGUAGUCAGGUUAUCACACACACACUACAGGCCUUGUCAGAUCAAGUGAGAAAGAAUUGGGUUGAAGCCAUGGGAGGUACUUGGCCAGCUGUUAAUACUUUACAGAGAAUCAAGGCUGACAGUGUAGAGGAGAAUUUAAACAGUUCAGCGUAUACUUUCCUCAAGGAUUGUCUUCAGGAACUGGAGGACAGGGGGCUUCAUGAAGAAGGUCUCUACAGGGUGGGAGGAGUCAUGUCUAAAGUUAAAAAACUGCUAAAUCAGGCUAUAGACCCUGGUCCUGACGAUGCUGCCCUGGAGCUUCAUGAUCCUAAACUCUGGGAGUCAAAAACUCUGGCUAGCGCGGUCAAACAGUAUUUAAGGGACCUCUCUAAGCCUGUGUUGACCUAUCAGCUGUAUCCUGAGUUUAUUGCCGCGGUGAAACAUGACAGUGAUACUCUGAGAACACAGGAGAUUAAAUUAGUUGUUGAGAAGUUGCCUAGAGCCAACAAGGAGCUCUGCAGAGUUAUUGUAAAUCAUCUUCAUAAGGUAGAAAUAAAAUCAUUAAAUAAAAUUUUUUUUUAUCAAAAAAAGUUAACAUGUUUGCAUUUUUUUGAAAAUACUCUUUUGCUCUUUUUAACUGUUUCUGCAACUUGGGGGGAAGGCAAAAAGGAUUAACCCUUCUCAAGUUAA
This is a messenger RNA of Eurytemora carolleeae, 1784 nucleotides long. RefSeq names its product rho GTPase-activating protein 42. Lineage: Eukaryota; Metazoa; Arthropoda; Copepoda; Calanoida; Temoridae. Gene Ontology annotation, cellular component: cytoplasm. The record is from RefSeq and is a predicted model, not a curated record. The transcript is spliced from 18 exons. The coding region runs from base 354 to 1769 and encodes 471 amino acids. Gene Ontology annotation, biological process: signal transduction. Gene Ontology annotation, molecular function: protein binding; GTPase activator activity.